Salvia hispanica is the source of this 1158-nucleotide messenger RNA. The record is from RefSeq and is a predicted model, not a curated record. NCBI's taxonomy places the organism in Eukaryota, Viridiplantae, Streptophyta, Magnoliopsida, Lamiales, Lamiaceae.
AUGAAGAUGAUAGUGGUCUUGGAUCAGAAAUUGGAUACCACCUUGAUAGGCAUAUUGAUGUUUGAAACGGAUUCCAGCUCCGGUGUGGUUCAUUGGAUGCCUUCGUUUGUGCUAUUGGUUUGGCAGUUCCCGGAUUCACAUCACUCCGGCACCAUUCCACCACAGCUCGGACGCCUCUCCUUCCUCGUCUCCCUCGACCUCACCAGCAACAUCUUCGGUGGAGCUCUGCCUCCCGAGCUAUCUUUCCUUCACCGGUUGAAGUUCAUAUCCCUCCGGCUUAACAACUUCACCGGAGCCAUUCCUCCUCUCUUUGGCCAUUUUCCAAAGUUAGAGAGCUUGAACUUACGCAACAACAGCUUCACAGGUUCAAUCCCCAAAUCACUCUCAAACCUAACAAACCUACGAUUUCUUGACCUAACUUCCAAUUCUUUGAGUGGAGAAAUGCCCAAAGAGCUGGGGAAACUUCAGAAUUUGCAAAGGCUGUGGAUCAGAUUGAAUCAUCUCUCCGGUGCCAUACCAUCCCGGAUAUUCAACAUGUCAAAGAUGGAGUCUAUGGCGUUGGGGGACAAUGAAUUGAGUGGAAGUCUUCCAACAGACAUUUGCAGUACUCUACCACCUGAGAUUGGCAAUCUUCACAACCUGGUUGGCUUCGGUGUUGAAAUAAAUCAGAUUGGGGGCUCUUUUCCAUUACAUAUGUUUGUGAAUAUGCCAUAUUUGGAAGAAUUAUCACUAUGGCGCAACAAUUUCACAGGGAAUCUUUCAAGGAAUCUUUGGAAUCUUACUAAGCUAACCUAUUUUGACCUCACGGAAAACAUGACAGGGCUUAUUCCAACUGAAUUUGGCCAACUUUACCAACUAAAGACAUUAGGGUUAGGGCUGAACCGCUUCAGUGGACCUAUUCCACGUGAGCUCUUUAACAUUUCAACUCUUCAAUUCAUUGAUCUUGUUAGAAAUGUUAUAUCUGGAGUUCUUCCAACCAAUAUAUGCCAUACAUCUCCCUCUCUUAAAGAACUUCACCUUGGCCUGAAUUCAAUCUCUGGACAAAUACCAAACUCCAUCUCAAAUUGCUCUCAACUCACAAAACUCUCACUUGGUGAUAACAAAUUCAGUGGUUAUACCUACGGAUCUCGGAAACCUAAGUCUUCUCAAAAGCAUUAG